Messenger RNA from Penicillium soppii, 615 nucleotides. RefSeq lists its product as uncharacterized. Bases 1 to 615 code for a protein of 204 amino acids. The transcript is spliced from 3 exons. The record is from RefSeq and is a predicted model, not a curated record. NCBI's taxonomy places the organism in Eukaryota, Fungi, Ascomycota, Eurotiomycetes, Eurotiales, Aspergillaceae.
AUGACUACGGCUGAUCGAAUUGGUGUUCCUGAUCUCACUGGAAUAUGGGAACUAAAUCGAAAACUAUCAACCGAUCCGGAAGAAAUCUUCACUUUGCAAGGCGUGCCUUGGUUCAUACGAAAAGCCUUGCGACAUGCCCGACUUUCGCUGGAAAUUAGUCAGACUACCUCGACACCCCUAGCAGAUGGCCUCGACCGCGAGGAAGGCUCCAACGGAAAGGUCGCAUUGGACGAGGCCAUCAAACCGGUCACAAAUCUCCGUUUAAAGCAAAUUGUCAACCCUGGCGGUUUUGACAGCGAAGGAUACUUCACUGUUGAUGGAAGUACCCAGGAACUAUCAUUGCCUAUCUUCGGAGAUAUUCGCACUCAAAUGAAGUUCAUAGAUCUAUCUGAGAUCCAGGAUGAUUCAAUUCGGCAAACAUUUCGCGCGACCAGCUGCGGCAACAUGGCAAUCCAAGAACUGGCCCAAAAUACCUCAAAAGGGUGGGAAGCGGAAGUGAUUUGGGGAUUUGAGAACAUUGACGGAAAGAAAUAUUUCACUAGAAAUGUUAGUACAGUCAAAGAUGAGAAGAAAGUCAUCGGGAAGAUGGUCUAUGACGGUUUAAGUGGAUGUUAG